Helianthus annuus (common sunflower) is the source of this 1927-nucleotide messenger RNA. Its product is annotated as 2,3-bisphosphoglycerate-independent phosphoglycerate mutase. Bases 59 to 1732 code for a protein of 557 amino acids. Gene Ontology annotation, cellular component: cytoplasm. The transcript is spliced from 9 exons. Gene Ontology annotation, biological process: glucose catabolic process. NCBI's taxonomy places the organism in Eukaryota, Viridiplantae, Streptophyta, Magnoliopsida, Asterales, Asteraceae. The record is from RefSeq and is a predicted model, not a curated record. Gene Ontology annotation, molecular function: manganese ion binding.
CACCAAACCAACCACUACAUUUUAGAAAACGCAAACGAGAUCUGAGACUGAGAAAACGAUGGGGAGCACAGGAUUUUCAUGGAAACUGGCGGAUCAUCCAAAGCUACCGAAAGGAAAGCUGCUCGCCAUGAUUGUUCUUGACGGUUGGGGUGAAGCUUCUCCCGAUAAGUUCAACUGCAUUCAUGUUGCUGAAACUCCUACUAUGGAUUCUCUCAAAAACGGCGCCCCUGAUAAAUGGAGGUUGGUGAGGGCUCAUGGUACUGCUGUUGGGCUUCCCACCGAGGACGACAUGGGAAACAGUGAAGUUGGACAUAAUGCUCUUGGUGCUGGAAGAAUCUUUGCUCAAGGUGCAAAACUUGUUGAUCUUGCUCUUGCCUCCGGAAAAAUUUAUGAUGAUGAAGGUUUUAAUUACAUCAAGGAAUCUUUUGCAACCAACACCUUGCACCUUAUCGGACUGAUGAGUGAUGGGGGUGUGCACUCACGUCUUGAUCAGUUGCAGCUGUUGCUAAGGGGAGCCAGCCAGCAUGGCGCUAAGAGGAUCCGUGUUCAUGUGCUUACUGAUGGUCGUGAUGUUUUAGAUGGUUCAAGUGUUGGUUUUGCUGAGACACUUGAAGCAGAACUUUCAGAUCUCCGCAGCAAAGGCAUUGAUGCACAGGUGGCAUCUGGUGGAGGGCGUAUGUAUGUCACCAUGGACCGUUAUGAGAAUGAUUGGGAAGUUGUGAAACGUGGUUGGGAUGCUCAGGUUCUCGGUGAAGCCCCACACAAAUUUAAAAACGUUGUUGAGGCUAUCAAGACACUUAGAGAGGCACCCGGUGCUAACGACCAGUACUUGCCCCCAUUUGUCAUAGUUGAUGAUAGUGAAAAGGCUGUGGGCCCUGUUGUGGACGGUGAUGCCGUUGUGACUUUCAAUUUCCGUGCAGAUCGUAUGACUAUGCUUGCUCAAGCUCUUGAAUAUGAGAAGUUUGAUAAAUUCGACAGAGUGCGGUUCCCGAAGAUUCGUUAUGCUGGCAUGCUUCAGUAUGAUGGGGAACUCAAGCUUCCAAAUCAUUACCUUGUAUCUCCUCCAUUGAUUGAGAGGACUUCUGGCGAGUAUUUGGUGAAAAAUGGGGUCCGGACAUUUGCUUGCAGUGAGACUGUCAAAUUCGGUCAUGUCACAUUUUUCUGGAAUGGAAACCGUUCUGGAUAUUUCAAUUCAGAGUUGGAAGAAUAUGUUGAAAUUCCAAGUGACAGUGGAAUUACCUUUAAUGUUCAACCCAAGAUGAAAGCUUUGGAGAUCGGUGAGAAGGCCCGUGAUGCUAUCCUCAGUGGAAAGUUUGACCAGGUACGUGUGAACAUUCCAAAUGGAGACAUGGUUGGGCAUACUGGUGAUGUUGAGGCUACUGUUGUGGCCUGCAAGGCUGCUGAUGAAGCUGUUAAGAUGAUUCUUGAUGCGGUAGAGCAAGUGGGUGGAAUAUAUGUGGUGACUGCAGAUCAUGGUAAUGCUGAAGACAUGGUUAAAAGAAACAAGAAGGGCGAGCCUCUUCUCAAAGACGGCGAGGUUCAGAUUUUAACAUCACACACCCUUCAGCCGGUGCCAAUUGCAAUUGGUGGGCCCGGGUUAGCAGCAGGUGUGAAGUUCCGCAAGGAUGUGCCAAGUGGGGGGCUCGCAAAUGUGGCUGCGACUGUGAUGAAUUUGCAUGGGUUUGUAGCACCUGAUGACUACGAGACUACUCUUAUUGAAGUUGUUGAUUGAGCAUGGAAGGUGAUUUUGACAUUUCUUUGACCCCAUAUUUAAAUAAUUUCCCGGAAACAGUAAACAUAUGACAAUAUGUUUUGUUACAAUUUCAAGUUUUGGCUAUAUGAGUGGGGUUUAGCUAGCUUUAUAUUUGAGCAAACUCAUGGUUGUAAAAGUAAUGGUUGAUUUGAUUCAAGUUGCAGUUGCUUGAUA